AUGAUCGAGGUGGAUGAAGGAGGAACAACCGCGGCGGCCGCCACAAUUUUCUUUGGGAUUCCAGUUUCACUUCGAAUUGGAGGACCACAACCGGUGACAUUCCGAGCUGAUCAUCCAUUUUUGUUCAUCCUUACAAAAGAUAACAAUCCUUUGUUCAUGGGUCAAUUUGUGUGA
Messenger RNA from Cooperia oncophora, 174 nucleotides. NCBI's taxonomy places the organism in Eukaryota, Metazoa, Nematoda, Chromadorea, Rhabditida, Trichostrongylidae. The record is from the annotation of a GenBank genome assembly.